CUGUUGGUUUCUCCUUAAUAAAAGCUCGAAUCGACAAAACUUCGCAAAUCAAAUCCAACACCCCAUCUCUUCAGUCUUCCCUCUCUCUCUCAGAACCCGAAUUUUCAGGCGACCCAGAUCGGCUUCCGGCGAAAACCCAGAGUUCUACCGAUGACCCAUCAAGGAUUUCCACGUACCCAGAUCGGAUCCAAGUGUUUUUCAUUGUAAAAAUAUCUCUCAGAUGAAGCUUGGAUCCAAUUCCAACUGAUUGGGGACUACCACCGGCCCACAAGAGUAAACGGGAAGCUGAGAUAGAGAUUGGAUCUGUGAAGUAGACGUAGAGAUCAACUUGACUCUGGUCUUUGGAGAAUCAACCCAGACGAUGAGAUAUUGAGUUUGAAUCGAGAUAUCUCAUCCGAAGCCAAUGUUGGGUAAGGUGGUGAUCGCGGUAAGGUUGUGUGUUGGAUCGGAAAUGGAAAGAUGAGAUUGAAAUCUCGUUUGGCUAUCAAAUUGAUGGGGAACUGUUUCACCGCUGAAGACAAACCAGUUAAGAGUAAGCCGGUUGAGAUAUCUCCAUCCAAGAACAGACUAGAAGCACAAACAAACAACGGCAAUGGAAGCAUUUCUUUGACUCCCAAGAAUGUCAAAGAUCUUCGUCAGAACCCCGGGUAUAGUAAUGUUGACAUCUUUACAUAUAAUGAGAUGAGACUGGCUACCAAGAACUUCCGGCCAGAUCAAAUUCUCGGCGAGGGAGGAUUUGGGAUCGUGUACAAAGGGAUUUUAGAUGAGAAUGUAAGACCAGGUUAUAAGAGCACCCAAGUUGCAAUUAAGGAGCUAAAUCCAGACGGAUUCCAAGGCGACAGAGAAUGGCUGGCAGAGGUAAAUUAUCUUGGGCAGCUCAGCCACCCUAAUCUUGUGAAACUCAUUGGGUACUGCUGUGAGGAUGAACACAGGCUACUGGUCUAUGAAUAUAUGGCCUGUGGGAGCCUGGAAAAACAUCUUUUUCGUCGAGUAUGUGUAACAUUGCCUUGGUCCACUAGAAUGAAGAUUGCUUUAGGUGCUGCAAAAGGGCUUGCAUUUCUUCAUGGAGCAGAAAGAUCUAUAAUAUAUCGUGAUUUCAAGACUUCAAAUAUUCUUCUGGAUGCGGAGUACAAUGCAAAGCUUUCAGAUUUUGGACUUGCGAAGGAUGGGCCUAUGGGAGACCAGACUCAUGUGUCCACACGAGUUAUGGGUACCUAUGGAUAUGCAGCUCCGGAGUAUGUAAUGACUGGUCAUCUAACAGCUCGAAGUGAUGUUUAUGGGUUUGGGGUUGUGCUCCUUGAGAUGCUCAUUGGAAGGAGAGCAAUGGACAAGAGCAGACCAAGCCGAGAACACAACUUAGUUGAGUGGGCACGUCCACUCUUGAACCAUAAUAGGAAGCUUUUGAGAAUCUUGGACCCAAGAAUGGAAGGUCAGUACUCUGUGAGAGCCGCCCAAAAGAUUGCCAAUUUGGCAUAUCAAUGCCUUAGUCAAAACCCCAAAGGAAGACCUACCAUGAGUCAGGUGGUUGAGAUACUGGAAGCCUUUCAAAUACAAGCUGAGAACAGGGAAGACGCACUGCUCCAGAGUGGAGGCAGUGGUGUAACCCUUUACGAGGUUCCUAAGAACAAUCCUGAUAAUCCUACAGAGGGUAGGAGAAAAGCAAGCAAAAGUGAGGAUGAGAAAGAACCUGACGUGGAUCAUCAAAAACAAACAAAAGCAGGCAAUGGCAGAAGGAGCAGGAGCAAGAGUGAACUUCCCAUGGAUUCUGAUUUGUAUAGCCCUUCUCCAGACCGUCAACCCCGGGAGAAGAAAUCGCCUGCUGCAAGAAAUGGAAGAAAGACACCAUCUAUGGAUGGAGUUGAUCUGUACAAGCUCUGAAGAGGAACCAAUGAAUUUGUUUUUUGUUUUUUUUUUUUUUUGGCUGAAUUGGUAUUUCUAGGAAUUUGUGCUAUAAACUCCGUUUUCUUCCCACCUUGAAAAUAUUUUCGAGCUUUAAAUUUUCAUUUUGAUUUAAUAUAAAAACACUUGCAUAGAGAAAGUCA
Molecule: messenger RNA, 2042 nt
Organism: Nelumbo nucifera (sacred lotus)
Lineage: Eukaryota; Viridiplantae; Streptophyta; Magnoliopsida; Proteales; Nelumbonaceae
Product: Protein kinase superfamily protein
Biological process (GO): protein phosphorylation
Molecular function (GO): protein kinase activity; ATP binding
Source: RefSeq, a predicted model, not a curated record